AUGUUACAAUACCAGUCCAUCUUGGAGAGGUUGGAUCAAGAAAUACUCAUAGGUCAGUUGGAGCCACAAUACCAGUCCAACUUGGAGAAGUUGAAUCAAGAAACACUCACAGGUCGGCCGAAGCCUCAAUAUCAAUCCAACUUGAAGAGGCUGGAUCAAGAAACACUCAUUGGUCGGCUGGAGCCUCAAUACCAGUCCAUCUUAGAGAGGUUGGAUCAAGAAACACUCAUAGGUCGGCUAGAGUCUCAAUACCAAUCCAGCUUGGCAAGGUUGGAUCAAGAAAUACUCAUAGGUCGGUUGGAGCCUCAAUACCAAUCUAGCUUGGAGACGUUGGAUCAAGAAACACUCAAAGGUUGGUUAGAGCCUCGAUACCAGUCCAACUUGGAAAGGUUGGAUCAAGAAACCCUCAUAGGUCAGUUGGAGCCUCAAUACCAGUCCAGUUUAGAGAGGCUGGAUCAAGAAACACUCAUAGGUCGAUUGGAGCCUCAAAACCAGUCCAGCUUAGAGAGACUGGAUCAAGAAACAAUCAUAGGUCAAUUGGAGCCUCAAUAUCAGUCUAGCUUGGAGAGGCUGGAUCAAGAAACACUCAAAAGUCAGUUGGAGCCUCAAUACCAGUCCAUCUUGGAGAGGCUUGAUCAAGGAACACUCAUAGGUCAAUUGGAGCCUCAAUACUAG
This is a messenger RNA of Cajanus cajan (pigeon pea), 675 nucleotides long. Lineage: Eukaryota; Viridiplantae; Streptophyta; Magnoliopsida; Fabales; Fabaceae. The record is from RefSeq and is a predicted model, not a curated record.